UCUCCCUCUCCCUCUUCUCCCCCAGCUGCUCCUGUCUGUCCUGCUCUCAGUUCCAGUCCAGAGCUAUGGGACCCGUGGCUGUCCUGCUGGCUCUGAGCUGUGUGACCCUGGUUCAAGGGGAUCCACUCUACAUCCUGCUUACUCCCAAUCUUAUGAAAGUGGAAACUGAGGAGCAGCUGGUCCUGGAGGCUCAUGGGGCAGCAGGUGACUUACCUGUUGAGGUCGCCAUCCACGACUUCCCUCAGAAGAAGCAAGUCCUUUAUUCAGAGAAAAUCACACUGAACAAUGCCAAUAAUUACCUGAGCACCAUGACAGUGAAGAUCCCAGCCCAGAACUUUCAGAACAAGGGCCAGCUCCUCAAAGGGCAUCAGUUCAUCAACAUCGUGGCCAAGUUUAACAACGAGAAGGUAGAGAAGGUAGUGAUGGUGACUUUCCACAGCGGCUACCUGUUCAUCCAGACGGACAAAACCAUCUACACACCUGGCUCCACAGUUCUGUACCGGAUCUUCACCGUGGGCCACAAGCUUCAGCCUCUGGCCAAAACUCUGACUGUCAGCAUCCAGACUCCAGAUGAUGUCAUUAUCAAGAAGGACCCACUGUCCUCUCAGAACAAGAAUGGUAUACUGAGCCAGUCCUGGAACAUUCCUGAGCUUGUCACCCUGGGCCAGUGGAAAAUCAUUGCCUAUUAUGAUGACUCCCCCCAUAAAACCUUCUCUGCUGAAUUUGAAGUGAAGGAGUAUGUGCUGCCAAGCUUUGAGGUAAAGCUUUACCCAGAGGAAAAAUUCUUCUACAUCGACAAUCAUGAUGGUCUGAGCGUCUCCAUCACAGCCAGGUUCCUGUAUGGAAAGAUGGUAGAUGGCAUUGCCUUUGCCAUCUUUGGAGUCCUGGAUGAAGGAAAUAAGCGUAGCAUUCCCGAAUCCCUCAGCAGAGUCGUGAUUGAGGAUGGCAAUGGAGAGGUCACUCUGUCCCGGAAUGUUCUGCUCAAACAGUUCCCAGACCAAAACCUGGUGGGAAAGUCUUUGUACGUGUCAGUCACAGUUUUACUGGAGACUGGGAGUGACAUGGUUGAGGCUGAAUUCACUGGGAUCCCGAUCGUGACAUCUCCUUACCAAAUCCACUUCACCAAGACUCCCAAGUACUUCAAGCCAGCUAUGCCUUUUGAUCUCACGGUUUUUGUGACUAAUCCUGAUGGAUCCCCAGCCCCUCAUAUUCCCGUGAUGGCUCCAGACUUCCAGGUUCGGUCUUUGACUCAAGGAGAUGGUCUGGCCAAGUUGAGAAUCAACACACCCAAUAAAGUUGGUCCUUUGAAUGUCAGAGUGAGGACAGAGAAGGAGGGCCUUCCAGUGGAUCGCCAGGCAUCCCAGCAGAUGGUCGCUCAGCCCUAUCAAACCAUAGCUGGCUCCAACAAUUACCUGCACUUGUCUGUGCCCUCAGUAGAACUCAAGGUCGGCGAUAACCUGAACAUCAACUUUCACCUGCGAACAGAUGGACCCAAUGUGAACCAGCAAAUUGGUUACUUCACCUAUGUGAUCAUGAACAAGGGGAUGGUGCUGAAGGCGGGGCGCCAGCUGCGGCAGGCGGGCCAGGAUGUGGUGGUGCUCUCCCUGCCCCUCACAGCUGACUACAUCCCCUCUUUCCGAGUGAUAGCCUAUUACCAUCUGACUCGGAAUGGCCAGAAGGAGCUGGUGGCCGACUCUGUUUGGGUGGAUGUCAAGGACACCUGCGUGGGCAAGUUGGUGGUGAAAGGAACAGGAGAAACACACCAGCCUGGGAAACAGGCCACACUGAAGAUUGAGGGUGAUGCUGGAGCCCGCGUGGGGCUUGUGGCUGUGGACAAGGGGGUGUUUGUUCUGAACAAGAAGAAUAAAUUGACCCAGACCAAGAUCUGGGACACAGUAGAGAACGGAGACAUUGGCUGUACUCCGGGUGGCGGAAAGAACUAUGCUGGGGUCUUCAUGGAUGCUGGGCUUUCUCUCAAGACCAAUAAGCAGCUUCAGACCGAAGCUCGGGCUGACCCUGAGUGCAGUAAGCCGGCCAAGCGGAAACGCCGCUCUGUUCAGCUCUUGGAGAUAAGGAACGACAAAGCCGGCCAAUACAAGGACAAAAACUUGAGGACUUGCUGUGAGGAUGGCAUGAAUGUGAACCCCAUGGGCUACUCCUGUGAAAGGAGGGCAAAGUACAUUUUAGAAAAUCAGGCGUGCAUCGAUGCCUUCCUGGACUGCUGCAACUACUUCAGCAAGAUUCGUCUGGAGAAACAGAGAGCCAACAUCCUGAACCUGUCCCGAAGUGAACUUGAUGAGGAUAUUGUGCCCGAAGAAGACAUCAUCUCCAGAAGCCAGUUCCCAGAGAGCUGGCUGUGGACUGUGGAGCGGCUGACUGAGAAGCCAGACAAGAAUGGAAUCUCUACAAAGUCCCUCAAUGUGUUCCUUAAAGACUCCAUCACAACCUGGGAGAUUCUGGCUGUAAGCUUGUCAGACACCAAAGGGAUCUGCGUGGCUGACCCAUAUGAGAUCACUGUGAUGCAGGACUUCUUCAUUGACCUUCGCCUGCCUUACUCUGUGGUACGCAAUGAGCAGGUGGAGAUCCGAGCCGUGCUCUACAACUACAGACAGGUGGAUUCUCUAAAGGUGCGCGUGGAGCUGCUGUACAACCCCACUAUCUGCAGCGCUGCCACCUCCAAGAAGCGCUACCAACAGAUAGUGAACAUCCCGCCCAAGUCUUCUUUAGCCGUACCUUUUGUCAUCGUACCUCUGAAAAUCGGCAACCACGACAUUGAGGUGAAGGCUGCUGUCUACAACCACUUCAUCAGCGAUGGGGUCAAAAAGAAAUUGAAGGUCGUGCCAGAAGGGAUGAAAGUGACAAAGUCUUUGGUCACCCGAACCCUGGACCCAGUGAAAUUUGGCCACAAUGGUGAGCAGAGGGAAGAUAUUCCUGCAGCAGACCUCAGUGACAUUGUUCCAGGCACAGAGUCAGAAACUAGCAUCCAAUUUCAAGGAACACCUGUGGCCCAGAUGGUAGAGGAUGCCAUAGAUGGGGACAAACUGAAGCACCUGAUUGUGACGCCAUCGGGCUGUGGCGAGCAGAACAUGAUCGGAAUGACUCCCACGGUGAUCGCUGUCCACUAUCUGGAUGCCACAGAACAGUGGGAAAAAUUUGGGGUGGAAAAGCGACUGGAGGCCUUAGAGCUUAUCAAAAAGGGGUACACACAAGAGCUGGCCUUUAAGAAGGCAGAUUUCUCCUACGCUGCCUUCAUAAACCGACCAUCCAGCACAUGGCUCACAGCCUUCGUUGUGAAGGUAUUCUCUAUGGCCACCAACCUCAUUGCCAUCGAUGCCCAAGUCCUUUGUAGUGCCGUCAAAUGGCUCAUCUUGGAAAAGCAAAGACCAUAUGGAAUGUUCCAGGAGGAUGGCCCAGUCAUCCACCAGGAAAUGAUUGGUGGCUUCAGGGGUGGGGAGGCCGAUGUCUCACUCACAGCCUUCGUGCUCAUCGCUCUGCAUGAGGCAAAAGACAUCUGUGGGGCUCAAGUCAACAGCCUGGAAGGUAGUAUCACCAAAGCAGGAGACUACCUGGCCGGCAAAUACCAGGCCCUGAAACGUCCCUACACCUUGGCCAUGGCUGGCUACGCCCUGAGCCUGCUGGAGAGGCUGGACGAGGAAAAAGUUACCAAGUUCCUGAGUGCGGCCACUGACAGGACCAGCUGGGAGGAGCGUGGCCAGCAGCUGUACAAUGUGGAGGCCACGUCCUAUGCCCUUCUGGCCCUCCUGCAACUAAAAGAUUUUGACACAGUCCCUGGCGUGGUUCAGUGGCUCAAUGAGCAAAGAUACUAUGGAGGUGGUUAUGGGUCCACACAGGCUACCUUCAUGGUGUUCCAGGCUCUGGCCCAGUACCAGCAGGAUAUACCGGAUCAUCAAGAGCUAAACCUGGAUAUUUCUGUCCAUCUGCCCAGUAGGAGCUCAGCCCUCAACUACCGCAUUAGUUAUGAAUCUGCCAGCUUGUUGAGGUCAGCUGAGACCAAGAUAAAUGAAGACUUUACUGUAAAGGUCAAAGGAAAAGGACAAGGCACGCUGUCGGUCGUGACCGUGUAUAACGCCAAGGUAAAAGACAGUGCCACGUGCAAGAUGUUUCACCUGAGGGUGUCCACUGAGCCAGUCCCAGAAAAUGUCAGGACACCCCAGGAUGCCAAGAGCAGCCUGUACCUUGAAGUCUGUGCUAGGUAUCGGGGAGAAACGGAUGCUACAAUGUCAAUUCUGGAUAUCUCCAUGAUGACUGGCUUCUCCCCAGACAUAGAAGAUCUCAAUUUGCUGAGUAAGGGCAAGGAGAGAUACAUCUCCAAAUAUGAAUUGGGCCAAGCUGUGUCUGAGAAGAACACUCUUAUAAUUUACCUGGACAAGAUUUCCAACAAGGAAGAGGAGUGCUUAAAAUUCAAGAUCCACAAAUACUUUGAAGUGGGACUUGUCCAGCCUGGGGCCGUCAAGGUUUACUCCUACUACAACUUGGAGGAAAGUUGUACCAAGUUCUACCAUACAACCAAAGAAGAUGGCUUGCUCAACAAGAUCUGCCACAAAGAUGUGUGCCGUUGUGCUGAGGAGAACUGCUUCCUACAUAGGGAGGAGAAGUUGGCAAGACAACAGAGAAUUGAGGAAGCUUGUGAGCCUGGAGUGGACUAUGUAUACAAGGUGAAGGUAGAAAAGAUCCAACAGUCUGACAGCUACGAUGAAUACCAGAUGCUCAUCAAAGAUGUCAUUAAAUCUGGCUCAGAUGAGAAUCCUCGAGGCAAGAUUCGCACAUUCAUCAGCCAUGUGAAGUGCCGGGAUUCCCUCUUGCUCAAGGAGGGCAAGGAUUACUUGAUCUGGGGCAUCUCCUCUGACCUGUGGAAAAUGAACUCAGAGCUUAAUUACAUCAUUGGCAAGGACACUUGGGUAGAGCUGUGGCCACAGGAAGAUGAAUGUCAGGAUGAAGAGAAUCAGAAACUGUGUGAGGAUUUGGAGCUCUUUUCUGAGGGCAUGAUCUCCUUUGGCUGCCCCAACUAACCUGGCUACAACCUGACCUCAUGUAUGGACCCAAAUGAUGACCCGACUGCAGCCAGAUCCCAUCUUAUUUCUAAAUAAAGACUGUUUUUCAAGAA
This is a messenger RNA of Antechinus flavipes (yellow-footed antechinus), 5125 nucleotides long. RefSeq names its product complement C3 (gene C3). Gene Ontology annotation, cellular component: extracellular region. The coding region runs from base 66 to 5030 and encodes 1654 amino acids. Lineage: Eukaryota; Metazoa; Chordata; Mammalia; Dasyuromorphia; Dasyuridae. The transcript has 41 exons. Gene Ontology annotation, molecular function: endopeptidase inhibitor activity; protein binding. Gene Ontology annotation, biological process: complement activation; inflammatory response. The record is from RefSeq and is a predicted model, not a curated record.